GCUCGCCAGUGCCCUAGCCCUAGAGCUGUGGGCGCGUAUGUGCGGCGUUGGCGAUCACCAGGUGGAAUCGAGCCGAGGAUGACUGGCAAGGCCAAGCCCAAGAAGCACACGGCCAAGGAGAUCGCGGCCAAGGUGGACGCGGCCACCACCAACAGAGGAGGCGGAAAGGCGGGGCUCGAGGACCGAUUGGGGGCGGACAAGGGCGGCCAUGCCAAGUUCGUGUGCCCAAUCUGCAAGGCCACCGCGCCGGAUGUCAAGAGCAUGAAGAUCCACCACGACGCCCGCCACGCCAAGCUCCCAUUCGAGGAGGAGAAGAUUGCCAACCAGCACGCCGGGGUGGAGUCGUCCGCCAAGGAGAAAGAGAAGCCGGGCGUGCGAGGGAGCCAUAAGAAAUGACGAAGCAUCCAUCGCCUGGAGGAAGAGGAGAGAAUCGCCCACUAAAAUCUGACCAUGGAUUUACUCUAUCAUGGGAAGUAACAGCGUAAAAAUCCCAAGGGUAAA
Molecule: messenger RNA, 501 nt
Organism: Selaginella moellendorffii
Lineage: Eukaryota; Viridiplantae; Streptophyta; Lycopodiopsida; Selaginellales; Selaginellaceae
Exons: 2
Coding region: 79-396 (105 amino acids)
Source: RefSeq, a predicted model, not a curated record